AUGUUUUCUUCCAAGUUUAAUCCUAUUCAUUCCCAUCACGAAGAUAUUAACGACCAGUUUAUUCGAAAUGUCGAUUAUAACGUGAUUGAAGAAGAGUUUGGAGUUGUCAAAUAUUAUCCAAAUUAUGUGCACAAUCCAGGAAUAUCUACCCCUGAAUUGAAGAGUUUGAUCGAAGAUAAGCCAAUAUACAAACAGGUAAAGACCAAGCAAUUCAAGAAGGAGGUGAGAAAGAACCAAAGAAAACAAUUGAAGCAGUUGAAACAACAACAAAGAGACGAAAGAAAAGAGGCACGAGAUCAGAUUCGUGAAGAAAGAAAAGAAUUGAGAGAUCAGAUUAAAGAGGAGAAGAAAGAACUCAGGGAUCAAAGAAGAAGAAGCAAUGGAAAUAUUGUUGCUGAUCCAUAUAAACAAGAGACGCAAUUUAGACAGAGAAAUAACAGUUAUCAGCCAUUACCACUUAGUGUGAACAACACCAUGAAUUCCACCAACAAUUCGACAAUUAACAGUAACAACAAUAAUUGCAUUCAACAUGAAUACCGUGGUCAUUAUAUGAAGUUUUCCAAUAGUUAUGAGAUCAAUAACAAUAUCACAAGUAAUGGUAUGAAUCGUGCAUUUUCGUAUGACAAUGAUUCUGACAAGACAGAAGUUGAAGAGAUUGAAGAGGCUGAUGAUGCUGUGGAUCCAUUAGCUACCGAUAAGAUGAUUAAAUCGUUUCAAUCUACUACCUUGACAAACACACUUAAUCAUUCGGUAUCUAUUAAUAACAACAAUAACAAUAAUGGGUUUUACGAUGACACUAUUAGCAACAAUAAUAGUAGUAAAAUGAAGAGGGGUAAUUCAUUUGAUCAAUCAAAAAGUUAUCUAACCAACUUGAGAAACAAGUUCAAGUUUCAUAGAAGAGGAAGUGAACAAUUUGGUAUGUAUUUAAUUUAG
This is a messenger RNA of Candida tropicalis MYA-3404, 933 nucleotides long. RefSeq lists its product as uncharacterized. The coding region runs from base 1 to 933 and encodes 310 amino acids. The transcript has a single exon. The record is from RefSeq and is a predicted model, not a curated record. NCBI's taxonomy places the organism in Eukaryota, Fungi, Ascomycota, Pichiomycetes, Serinales, Debaryomycetaceae.